CCCUGCGUUGCUCCUCCGGCCUCCGGGCGCCUGUUCCUUGCGCUGUGCUCGCCGAUGCGACCCUUGCGGUAUGCGGCUGCUUUUGGCAGAGAGCUCAUGAAGGAUUUCAUUGAGUGUGAAGACAGAGAGCAGAGACAGAAAAGAGAAGAAGGCGGCCGCUGCCUUUGUAGUCUGGCUGGAAUGCGGAAAUGUUGAAGCACUAUGUCAAACUUUUUUGAAACGGGGUCAAAUCUCAUUCAGCCAGCGUGGGAAACCAAGGGGAGAAAAAAGUAGAGGCGAGGUGGGGGGAAACUCUUUUGCUCCUGCUGCUGGUCUCAAACCGAGCUCAGGAACCGAGGAGAGAGAGAGAAACUGGGACUGCGCGGAGAGGCGGCGGCGGCGUGCAGAGCUAACGCGGAGCCUUGCAUUCGGGAGACUGUUCGUUGCAAGGCUUUGAUCAGCCCCAGAAAAUUUAGCAGCGCCUCUUUCACUUUUUCCCCAAAGAGGGGGAGGGGAUCCUCAGCGCUUUAAGGUGUAGUCUGCCCUCCCGGCUGGCAGGAAGAUGCGAAUGCGGGGCAGCGGUAGAGCUUCGGAGUUGCUGCUGCCACUACCUGUGUGGCCCCAGUCGCGGCUGCUGGGCUCCGCUCGUGGAAGCUCACCCUCCCCUGUCACCAUGUGAACGCUUUGAAUCCGGAUCGAUUCUGCUGAGUGUCUCCUCAUUUUCAUGGGAAGCGGAAUUUUUAAAUACAUAUAUUAGAAAAGACGCUCUCCAUUGUUUUUCCUGCCUCACCAGGUCUUUGCUUUUCAUCUUUUUUUUCUCUCUCUCUUUUUUUUAAAAAUACUUUUAACUCCUGUCUUGCUGGAGACCACUUAAGUGGUAACUUCCUCAGAAGAGCCGAAGCUGAGCCUGAGCAAUUCCAGGGGAGCGCUUUGGGGUGGUCCUUGUGCGAUCGGCGCAGCUUCUACAGAGAACCACGUUCCGUGUCCGCGUGGGAUUUUCAUGGACAAGCUUGAGCCGUCUUAACCGUGGCCAAAGUAAGAAACGAUUGAAUUGGGUUUACCCAGAGAUUUAUUCCAAAGACCAUUGACCAGCUAAGCAAUAGGGCAACCACGGUUUAUUACUGCAGUCCUUGAAUGUUACAUCCUGUUGACUGGCACAUCUGUAAUUAUUCUGGAUACUUGUUGAAGUAGCAGAAAGCGCAUUUUGGCAACUGGAAUCCAGGUCAACAGAUUCAACAGUUGAAACAUCAGUCAACAAUUUGUGAAGAAGGAAAUCCGUGAAGUCAUGGAUAAGGACAACAUGAGCCUAGCUGACCAGCAGUAUGAAUGUGUGGCGGAAAUUGGUGAAGGAGCCUAUGGGAAAGUGUUCAAGGCCCGAGACUUGAAAAACGGAGGGCGCUUUGUAGCACUGAAGAGGGUGCGGGUGCAGACCAGCGAGGAAGGGAUGCCGCUUUCCACUAUACGUGAGGUUGCGGUCUUGAAGCAUCUGGAAACAUUUGAGCAUCCCAACGUGGUCAGGUUAUUUGAUGUAUGCACAGUAUCCCGAACUGAACGAGAGACAAAAUUAACACUGGUGUUUGAACAUGUUGAUCAAGACUUGACCACUUACUUAAAUAAAGUUCCAGAGCCUGGUGUUCCUAGUGAAACUAUAAAGGAUAUGAUGUUUCAGCUGCUGCGAGGCCUUGAUUUUCUACAUUCACACAGAGUGGUCCAUCGUGAUUUAAAGCCCCAAAACAUUCUAGUUACCAGCAAUGGACAAAUAAAAUUAGCUGACUUUGGCCUUGCGCGAAUCUACAGUUUUCAGAUGGCUCUUACUUCUGUGGUUGUUACUUUGUGGUAUAGAGCUCCUGAAGUUCUGCUUCAAUCCAGUUAUGCAACACCAGUUGAUCUUUGGAGUGUAGGUUGCAUAUUUGCAGAAAUGUUCCGUCGCAAGCCGCUUUUCCGUGGUAAUUCAGAUGUUGAUCAGCUAGGAAAAAUCUUUGAAGUAAUUGGUCUUCCUGAAGAAGAAGAUUGGCCUAUUGAUGUUGCCCUCCCAAGGAAUGCUUUUGCUUCUCAAUCUCCACAGCCCAUUGAACUUCUUGUAACAGAUAUUGAUGAACUGGGCAAAGACUUGCUACUUAAAUGUCUGACAUUCAAUCCUAUGAAGAGAAUAUCAGCUUAUGAUGCCUUAACCCAUCCUUAUUUUCAUGAUUUGGAGAAAUGCAAAGAGAAUACAGAUUCUGAUGUGUCCUCCAGUCAAAACUCCACAGAGAUGAAUUCACUGUAAGGCUUUAUCAGGCUAACCUAAGGAGGAACAAACUAGCUCGAUAAGAUCACUGUUAAAGGUAAAAAGCAUCACUGUAUGUCUGAAAACUUUCUUGAAGACUUCGCAUAAUUAGGUAGUUCUUCAAAAUGAUGCUCUGCCUCUCCAAGGGAAAAAACGUAGUUAGGCAUGUCAAUACAAUGCAAGAUACAAAAACUUUCAAGAGAUUCCACUAUAGUUUGGUGUUUGUUAGUCUAUCUGGAUAUCUACAAGAUAAAGAAGCUGUUGAUCAGUUUUGCUGCCUUUUUCUUCUAGCGUUGAACGAUGCCACAAUGGAUUAGAAGAAUUCAGAGUCUCUGCCAAAAUAUGACUUGAUUUCUGUUUCUGGGUGCUGAAGUUUGACGUGCCCCUCCUCUGGGAGUUAUGGUGGUAGUCUGUUUUGCUGUUUAUUUGCUUGAUCAUGAAUUCAGAAAUAUUGUUGAAGUAAUAUUUAAAAGAGUUGACAUGGAGCUAUUGAAUCUCUUUACCCUAAAGUUAAGGGGAAAACAUAAAAAAUACAUCUGACUAUUAUAAUCCACAGAUUCCUUUCCUAUUAAGAGAUGGGAGAUGAUAACUUUUAUUGUGCCUGUGACUUAAUCUUCAAAUAUUAAUAUACAUAUGGCAAAGGGAACAGAUGGUUUUAAAGAAAUUAAUUUGUAGCAAUUGUUCCUAUCAUUUACUAAAUUGAUGUCAAUCACUGCACAACAUUUCACCUUUAUCUUUUCUGAUAGUACACUUCUAUGUCUUUGGAAAUUAUGAAUUUCAGAUUUAUCAUUUUCAGAUUCAAGGAUGAAAUAAGAACAAAAAUAAGUGUUCAUAUAUACUUGUGUGUAUAUACAAACACCUAAUUUUGCUCACCCACACAUGCACAUAUGUGUACAUAAACUAAAAUGGCAACCUGAAAGUAUCUCUAAAAUAAGUCCUGUUAAAUUUAGUGAGACACAACUGUGUAGAGAAUUGAUUCUAUUACCACUUAUUUGAGACUGAACUCCCAUUAAAUCCCAUGUGAAUUUCUGCAUAGCACAUACAAAAAAAAAUUGCAGUCCUGUGUGUUUUUCUCUUGAAGGUAAAUUAUUUUGAACAAAAUGUGCUUUUAUUCAACUGCACAUAUAUUUAAAGCUGGUCCUUUGAAAUCUCUAGGGCAAUAGAGUACAGUACAAUCCACAGGGAUUAUAAUGGAAGUACUAUACUGAAGUACUGUAUGGUGGUGUAAACAUGGAUCUAGUUUACUGAGACUUACUUCUGAAUAAACAUGCAUUGGAUUAUGCAAUGAGAAACCAGGUGGUCAUAGCUGACAUUGAAGCCUGUAUGUCAUGCUUGCAAUUAACUCAGGCAUCAGACCACAUAGCCUUCACAUUUGUUUCAAGUUUGCUUCCAAUCUGACAUUUAAUAUAAUUCAAUAGAUUUUAUUUUUCUAUAUGAAAAUAUUAGAAAACCAUAGUGCUCUACUCUGCGUUGAAUUUCACAUUUGCUUUAUUUGAAAACCAAUGUUAAUGAAUAAGUCACAUGGAUAUGUUAGCACAAAUAUCUUAAAUCUUGCAUUAUAUGUCUGUAUGUUUUAGAGUUUUUGUAAAAAAAAUAGAAUUUUAAAAAGAAAUGUUAUUUUUGUAGCAUGAUUUGAUGAAAUAUUCUUAAUCUAUGUCUCACUUGGUUGCCUUUAAUAUAGCUCCAGCGCCAAUAUAUUAAUGGUUGCAACAAAUCAGAAGAUACAGGUGCUAUUGGAACUAAUUGAUGGAUUAUACUCUUAUCUAUUAUAAUUGUUGCUCUGCUAUCUAAUAAUCUUUUUCUGUUUACUAAGUUGUAUCAACUAUUUCUUCAUACUUUGGAUAUUAAUUCCUGGAAUAAGUCCCCAAUAUUUUCCUGUAUAAUACUCAUUCAUUUUAUUUGUAGCCAUAUAAGGUGUGAAAAGGUGCAUGAAUCCAAAAAUUCAGCAUUGCAUUUGGUUUGUUUUCCUAGGUGGUGUAUCUCAAUAAUUUGUUCUCAGUGGAACAUAGGUAGGCUCGUGUGAAUAUCCCUUUGUUAUAUUCCUUUGUUAUAUAAUGUCCUCUGUCAAGACUACAGUUAUCCAAAUUACUAAACAAAAUGCCCUGCUAUAGAAGUUUCUCACAGUUUGUGUAUCUAUUUCAAAACAUUUUCCAGAAACCGAAACUCUUGUUAUGCUGACAUUUUGCAUUUAUCUUCAAUGUCUGUAGAGUAACACCAUGACAAUUAUUGACUUUUAGUUAGUACUAUUGUAAUCCAGAAUGAAUUUAAUAGAAUUUAGUGUUUUAUGGGAAUAUCAAUGAAAUUAUUUCUGACUAAUCAACAGUAGGUAUGUCAUACUUCACAAAUAUGAGCAAGUAGCCUAUUUUAUUUCCAAUUUUUACAUUGUGGAGAUGCAGUGAAGCUGACCCAAAGAAAUACUGAGGAACAUCUUGUUAAAAGGCAGAGCUCCAAAUGUUGAAAAUCUAAUAUUGUAUUCCUGAUAUUUAGUUAGAAAGGACAAACCUACCUUGAACCCUGAAUAGUUGGUUUAAUACAAAUAGUAUGGACUAGAUAAAUUAAUAGUUAAUUGUAGUAUCCUGUGUUCUUUAGGUUUCUACCCUCCCCGAUGAAUCCUAGUUAUUACAUCUAUAUCAUAUAGUUCUACGCUGAACAUCUAAUUGCUUCUCUUAGUUUCAAGAUACUAUCUUUAGAAAUAUAAGGUUUGUUCUGCUAUUCAUGCUACCAACUAUGUGCAGUAGAAGUUAUUCACUUUAUGUAUAUCUGUUCAUUUAGGUUUGGCAUAGACUUAGCUCAGGGAAUACCUGCAGAAGAAUUUCUCCCGCCAUCAGUUCAGUUCCUUGGUUCUAACCCAAAGGACAUGCCCUAAAACUCAACAGGGGCUUGCAGUUUCCAGCAGAAUUUUCACUUUCUCAUUUCUGACCAUAAUUCUUUAGGAUGUGACAGAAGACCCUCCAAGGAGUUUUGAGGUGGAAGUGACUCAAAACCUUGCUGCACAUUUGGAGCCCACCAUUUACAAUACAGCCUUUUGGGGCUAAAGAGCAAUAGAACGGAUGCUGAGAAAAAGUAUUCUGGAAAAAUUUUCUUGCAGCAUGAUAGGAGUCUUUCGUCUGUUCAGUGUGUAUUGUAACCUGCACCAGGUUUGUUUUGUUUAUGAGAAUUGUUUCAGUUAGAUAGUCUCAUUUUUAACAGGAUUCUUCUUUCUUGACCUGAAUAUAUGCUAACAUAGCAAUUCAGAGUUUGCAGUCUAAGAUAACAUGUACUGAGUUCUAGUGUUUUUUAUUCUAUUGCAAGGUAUUACAUUGAAAUUUAUCUUUAGUAUAAAGAUUUUUUAAUAAAAGAUGUCUUUAGUAUCUUUUAUUUUAACCUAUUGGACAGCAAUACAUUGCAAGCUGGUUCUGCUUGCUAUCAGCCAUUUUCACGACUAUUCCUCUUACUAAAAGUUAUCUGCUCAUGUAUGUAUUUCGUUACUUGUUUAUAUAAAAUAUGCAUACAUUAUUCACAGGUUACAUUGUACAGAUUUCUUGGCUGCUAGAAAUUACAAUUACUUUAAAAUGUAGGAUAAUCCAGAAAGAUACAAUUUCAGGUAUCUUUGCAGUUAACAGUAUCUUCUUUAUGGCUUAUAGAUUUUAUUGUAUUGCAUAUAAAUUCAUCCAAUAAUCCAGUACACACCAUGUUGAGUUUAAAAAGGUUAAGCAUAUUUACAGUGUUUUUUUGAAAGCUUUUAGCUAGUGGUUUAGAAAUUUUCUACCCUACAUGAUGUCAGGAUAAAUUAACCACACAUUUUAUUAAAUCAUCAUAAACUAUUUUGUAUUCAUUUCACCAGCAUAUUUCACUUAAUUAAUACGCAUAGAUAUAAUUUUUGUUGGAUGGAAGUGACAAACAUGGAAUAAUUAAGAGUCAGGAUUUCAGAAAACAGUGGAUGUUAGGGUGGAGAGAUUUCAGAUAUACUUAUGGAGACCUUAGCAUACCCUUACAUUUAAGCAUCCAUCUGAUUAUAAAGAAUAGGAAAUAGAAUGCAGGUGAGAGAACUGCAAGUUCUCUUUUCCCAGCAUAGAAACCAAGCAGGCUAUUAGAAAUCUCUAGAAUAGCAGUACCUGCUGGAAGGCACUCGAAGCUUAAAUCUUCUCUGUUAGCUCACCAACAAACUUCUUUUUUGCAGGUUACUAAUCUCUAAAACCUUACUUUGAAGAGUUUUUUGAUACAUAAAUAUUGACUUUCAUCCAACGAUUUGCUUCCUUCUCUGGAUACUCAGCACAUUGUGUUCAUAAUAUUGUUAAUUAUAUUGUCAAAAAUUAAUAUAGUCAGACAGUUGUAUAUUUAGCAAAUAAAAGUUUUUGAAUAGUUUCAAUAUACAUUCUAAAGGAUUGCAGGGAAAAUAUUAUUUUAUUGUUUUUUCAAGUAUGCAGUCUGUUCACUUCUUUUCAUAUUUAUCUAAUUACAAACUCUAGUGGAAUUUUAGUAUAUAAAAAUUAGAAUUGCAAAUUUUUAGGAGCAUGCUCACAGUUAUGCUGCCUAAUUCCAUUUUGAUGAACAUGUCUAAAUCAUUCCAAUAGUUGCAAAUAUCAGUUAAUAAACAGGUAUUUUGCCUUCAGUCAACAUAAUUUGGACUUUUGUUUAGAACUGGUCACUCACUAUUUAUGCUGUUGCAUUCAUAUAAAUAUUGUGGUCUCCACUUGCCAAAUGGACAUUUCAUCUACUGAAAUCAAUGACCCUUUCAAGUACUAAGUUCAAGGUUGGAAUGUUUAAUAAUGUACAUACUCACAUAUUAUUCACAUUUAUAUAUUUUUCAUUAUGCACUGUGCAGAAAAUUCAAGAACUUGCAAUGGAUUAUCUACUUAUUUGUGCAGUUUCUUUUCCUUUUAUAUGUAAGGAGCAUGUUUUCAGUUAAAAGCAUAUAGAAAAAUGAAAGUACAACUCACGUCACAAUUAGACUAAAAUUGUGGUGAAGUGCUUGGAGACUCAAGAUAGAAAGAUCUGAAUCGGGAUGGGGGGAACAGUACUAGAGAUGGGUAACACAGAACAAAUAGGUUUGAUGAAAUACCAGGACUCAAACCUAAAAAUCUUGGAGAAAUAUAGGCAGAUGAAGCUAACUGGCAAUCUGGAAGAACUGAUUUACCAUUAGAAAAUAGGAGAAACAGAAAAUGAUACAAAGCUAUGGAAAUAAAAUCAACAUUUAGUUUCAUUUCAGAGAAAGCCUGAGUAGAAGCAGUUAGCAAUAAUUGAAAAACCAGUGGCUAUGGUGUUUGAACAGUGGCAGAGAUGAUUAUGCCAUCUUCUACUUUUCAGUCUAAAUUAACUCAUGUCAUUUAAAGUUGACUUCCCUAGACUAAAUAAAACCUUUUCUCUCAUCCUGAUUACAAAUCCCCUGGCUGCUGAUGCUUUGAACAAUAUAUUUUCCAUAACCCCAAUAUUAGCUGAUUUAACUUGAUAAUUUCCAGUCAGUGACUUCCAUUUUUGAAGGGUAUGCAUUGUGCAUCACAAACUUUGAUUUAUUAGGAUCUAUUGUUUCUCCUAUCCAUUGGUAAUGUCUUCCAGUUGCAGGUGUAUCUGUGGAGAGAUCGGUGAGCGGAAAAUGACAAUUGUAUUAUGUCAUCAAAGAAUGUGAAUAUUUGUGUGAGUUAUGAUGAAAGUACACAUUAUGACAUUUCCAUAACAGUGCAUUUACAAUAUUGAUCUCAUUAUGGCUUCUUAUGGUGCCUAUGCCUGAUUUGUGAAUAUAAGAAAUCAGCAUGCCCUUUUUACAAAACAUGUACUAUUACUUUUCAAACUGCUUAAAGUGCCAGUGACUAGAUCCUCAUGUUAUGCUAAUCCAUAAAAUGGUUUGUUGGGUUUUGAUAUAGUAUAUUAUAUGAGCUCAGCCAUUUUUAUUUUUGUUUUUUGUAAAUCAUACUUGUACAAGCUAAUUCAAGAAAUAUGUGAACCCUAUUUGUGAAAUUGUUUUAAUGAUCACUCUGAUGUAAGAUAUCAAUGGAGUAGGACACCUAAAACAUUGAAUUAUAUUUUUACAAUUUUACUAUUUGCUGUGUAGUAUUUUUUGCACGUUGAAAUGCACCUCUGAAAUUAUUUCUUUUUAGGUGCCUACAGCCCAGAGAGACUAUUUGCCCUCUUCUGCUAAAGCAAUUCAAAUUGUGUGCAUCUGCUGUAUAUGCUCACUAUAUGAGCAAAGAAGUUGGUUUCUGAGGCUGAGUUUGCUCUCCUAAGAAUAUGACCAUUAAUUGAUUAAAUACUUUACUCAGUAAAAUUCUAUAGGUUCAACAUUUUAACUUGAAAUUCAUUUUUUGAAGGUGACAAAAAUGCCUAUAUAUUCUGUCAUAUGAACAUAUGUUUUUGUCAGUACAUGCAUCAUUUAAUUUUAUUUUGUUAUACAAUCAUAUUUUUAUGUUCUUAAUAUUUUGGAAAUGCAAAUAUACAUGAUCAGCAGUUUUCUGUCUGAAGUUAAAUUAUAUUUACUUUUAUUUGAGCUACAUUCCUAAAGAAAGUUGUUAGUUUUAGAAUAUAUCAAUCGGAAUUUUAUAAAGCGGCUUGAUCAUUAAGUUUCUGAGCCUGUGUGGAACUCUACAUUCAUAGGCUUAUUUCUCUUUUCUAAGCAAGGCAUUAAUGUUCACACAGUGAGGAAUCUGCUGCCCCCCUCAGGCAAGAGAAUGAGAAAAUUCUGCACAUAAUUCCAGGCCAUGUGUGCUUCAGUAGUUAUAUACAUAGAUUCUAUUUCCUCAUUCACUUGAGUAAGUGAUUGCAGCAUUAUUCUUGAGAAAUCACAUUCUAGUGAAUUGGAGUUGCAAUUAUGAAUAAAGAAUGUAUGUAUACCACGUUUUCUGCACUCCGCUGAGAACAGGGUGAUUCCAAAAUGAUAGAAUGUGCAAAUGUCUAAUAGAGCUGGCUGAGUUACUUAACGGUGUAAAUGUUGAUAGAAUUAUCCUAAUAAUGCUAUUUCUCUAGCUCAGGGGUUUCAAACUCAUGGCCCACGGCCCAGAUGCCUGCCCUUGGUUUAAUGAAAGAGGGGAAAGUCACAUUUUACACCCCUGCUCUAGCUCAGCUGCUUUGAGUUUCCAAGGCCUUGAAUUAAACCUGAGGAUUUUCUAUCAGCUGACUUUUCUACAGGAUUACAAUGCAAUUUAUUAGAUGGUUACAGUUUGAGGAUUGUGUUCCUAAGCAGAAUUUCUCUUCUAUCUAAACCAGUGAGAUUUACUGGGGAGUAAAUGUAUUUAAAGUUACAAAAAAAUUGCAGUCUCAGGUUCUUGCUUAGUAACUGGCUAAUUUAAUGAAGACACAUGGUUAGUAACUGCACUCAAAUCCAAUUGAUAGGGUCAACAUUUAUUUCCACCUUAUUGUAUAUCUGCAAUGUAAAAGAUUACUAUUUUAAAUGAUAUAUGUUACAAGUUAGUGAAAUGAAUCUCCGCUACUUGGAGCUAAGAUAAAAUGUAGUAUGUAGUCUUAAAAGUGUAGGUGUAGGAGAUCAGGACUCCUGCAUUAUUGUUUUCAUUUUUUAAAAUGUUCAUUAUAGAUUGUGAGCUGCUAAUUUUAUUAGAUUAAAAGGUAGACAGGAUUUUAAACCAAUCACCUGAACGAGCUGCAUAAUAUAAUAUUUGUAUUUUGCCACUAAAGAGACAAAGCUUGUUGGAUGUAGUAUCUUUUAGAUCUUGUUUUUGAAAAGAAUAUAGGUGAACUUGAAAAGUUUAAAUAGAGUAAAAUUUAUAGAACAAUACAAUAUAAAAGAUGUGGGAAAUUAGUUAGAUUUAAUUAGCUUUAUUGUUUUUUCUCUUUCUUUUUUGUAGUUCUUAGAAAUUAGUCCAUGAUAACUGAUAAAUUUUAGCUUUGAUAACUCUGUAUAUAAAAAUAAAAUUGUGACAAUGUUUAAAUUGUUCUACAUUUGUUGAAUGGGGUGCCAAGGAAAAAAACAUUCUACUGUGCUUUUAGAUACAAUCUAUUCAGCAAAAGACAUUUGAUUGAGGAUAGUCGCUAUCUGUUAUACCAAUGUUGUUAGCACAACAGAAGAGGCGGUAUAAAAGAAUAGCCUAAUUGUUGAACUACAAAUUAAACAGCACAUUCCAUAUACUGAGCUGACGUUCAAAAGCAUCCAUGAAUGAUCCAUGCUUUAAUUUCAAUAACAAAUUAUACUACAAUAACUGCUAGACCACUGUUUGUGUAUAAAGUUUUAGAGAAAAAUUGUGGAUUAAAGUAAGAAUUGUGCUUGUCAAGUCUUAGCUUCUUUUUGUUCUCUUAUAAAUUAAAAGAAGAGGGAGAAGUGAAAGUGGAAUAUUGAUGAAGCCUAUUACAUGUUAAUUAUUAGAAACUGGGGCCAUUGAUGAUUUUUAAAAAUGUGAAUUGGAUGUCUCUGCACCUAACUCUAGUUGAGCAAGGACUCAACAUGUUCAGAGAUUCUUUCUAAGAGGACAUACUGAUUAAACCUGAGAUACAUGGAUGUUUAUAAAGCUCCUUGUGUACAGUAUUAUAAUAUUAAAAAUAUUAGCAUUGACCAGUUUUUAAAAUUAUUGUAUUUUGGUAUUCGCUUUCUUAUCUCUGCUUCCAUGACAUCAGUCCACAUUGAAAUCAGUAUAAUAAUUGUAGCCUUCCACAAGUCUGAUGAGUCAGAAAAUAAUUCUCACAAUUGGAAAAAAAAAAGUUGUUAGAAUUUGGCCUGAAGAUAACAUGGAUUACCACUGCUAUAAAAAUUAACAAGUGAAACUUUGCCUAUGAAAUUAAACAAUCCACAAGAGAGUGAUUAUAUAUCACAGAGCCAGCCAAAGAUUCAGUUGCCUUCGAUUGAUAAAAGAUGUUCCACCCCAAAUAUUGCUACUACUGAGUGUGCUGUGAAUGGGAGAAAGUCAUGCAUACCUUUCUAAGCAGAAUCUUCCAAAACUAAGAAUGGAUCUGAACUCUCCAGUGCGAUGUAAGGAAGAAUCAUAGUAUAUAACACUUUUAGAGCUUGGUGUCUGUGCUUAAUAGGCCUUAUAUAUUAUGCUGUUUAACCUAGAAUUGUUCUCUCUGUUCUGUUAAAUGCAACUCUUAGAAUUAAGCCAUUAGAACUCUUAAUAUAAGAUGGCAGCAUAUUAAAUAAAUGAAUAACAUCAGAAUGGUUCUGUCUUUAGUAAGUUACUUUAAAUUAAGUAACUUUUAUAUCAAAAUCCAUUUAUGAUUUUUGGCUAAUUGCAAUAAAAGUUCCCUUAAACUGAAAAUGGCACUUUCAGUGGAGUGCUACAUGAGAUAAAAGAUUGUACUUUGUUCUUCAGUCAUGUCCUGCUUUUUGGAUAAGAGCAUCAUCAAUCUAAAACUGCUUCAACUACUGUUUCUUUUCAAAGCUGCAUAAAUCAAUGGAACAUACUUACUGCUGUUUCUCAUUCAACCAAGUGAUGUUUGAUCAGUUUGCAACCAAACAUCAUAGAUCAAACUACAUAUAUUCUACUCUUCCAAUUUUUGUUACAUCAAGAGGUUAUUUUAGAGUAUCCAUGCUAUAUUAUAGCUACAUUCUGCAAUCACGACAAAGCUGAAAUUCUGUGAACAUUUAUUACAAGUAGUUUUGUUAAAGAAGUAUAGAAAUGUACUGUAUGAAACAAUAACAUUUAUGCCUAGAUAUAAACUUGUUUUAUAUUACUACUUUUGAAAUAUUGUAUAUUCAAAAAAUAUUGGUGGGCUUCUUGGACUAAUUAUAUGUAUUACAUUACUUAGGUGUCUUUUAUUAGUAGACUUUAUCAAAUCUGCUAAUUAUAGAGGUUUUAGGAAAGUUUGAUUAAAGAUUUGAAUGUUUAAGAAAAGAUGUGCAGAAAUGUGAUAAUACAGUCCUGUGUGGCUUGUCAUGACUUCUUUGUGUCAUGGAAAUAGUCUAUUGACAAGCAAAAGGCUGAAGAAGACAUGCAAAUGUGUUCAAAACUUCCUGUCAAUUUUAAAGCAGGAUUCCUUGAUGUAACAAAUGGACAUUAUCAUUAUCAGCAAGAGGAAAGUGAUAUCACACAUAUCUUGACAGCAAACAAAUUACCGUAUAUACUCGAGUAUAAGCCGAGUUUUUCAGCACGUUUUUUGUGCUGAAAAACGUCCCCUCGGCUUAUACUCGAGUAUAUACGGCUUAUACUCGAGUUUUGUUUUUUUUUUAAGCCCCUCGGCUUAUACUCGAGUAUAUACGGCUUAUACUCAAGUUUUUUUUUUUUCUUUUUUUCACAUUUUACCGGACGGAAGCCCUGCCGGUGCAGUGAGAGGGCGGGGCGGGGGAGCCGCCAGCCUUCUCAGCUGAGGGAGGGAGGCUUUCCCCAACCGGUAGGUGCCUCAUUUCCCACCCUCGGCUUAUACUCGAGUCCCCAGUUUACCCCAGUUUUUGGGGUAAAAUUGGGGACCUCGGCUUAUACUCGGAUCGGCUUAUAUUCGAGUAUAUACGGUAUUCAAAUUAUGUAAUUCAUGAUGAUGAAUUGAUAUUAUACAUUUGAUAUGGUUUCUGUCAGAUACGUAGGUAUUUCAACAUUGCAGUUUAUUUUCAUGCUCACAGAAAUGCAGAUAUUUAGAGUACAAUCCUUUAAAUGAUUGUUGAUAACAAACCUUCCUUAGUUGAGUUUAACACCAGAUGUAUGUAAAGGAAGCAGGCAAAUAAGAAAGUUAGUGUUGCUUGUUAAAUAGAUUUUAUAUUUAAGUACUGUAAUGUAGAUGAAUUGUUGAUAAAAAAUGAAAAUUUAGAUUUGCUUUUUGAGAUAUGGAACUGGAUAUUUUUCUGUUUGCAAGGUCAAAAACAAUGUACAUAAUAUAGUUGAAGAUAAGUAUCAGUAUGAAAAUCUACUAUCAAAACAUUUCAAAGUCAGGAAUAUUAUUUUUUUUAUUUUAAUUAGCUGAAAAGCAUUUUGAAAGAAAAUAGGUCUUCAUAUAUUUUAGGCACCGAUCUCGGCUUUACUUUUAUAAACUUUUUAACAUUGAAAUGUAAAAAUAAAUGCAAAAUUUUCAAGUAAAGUAUAUUAAAUUAAAAACAGAAAGUUUUCUUGUCUCAUUUUAUGACUAUUCUUUGAAUUGUAGUCAGUAUCACACCAACACAACUAGAAACAUAUUCUAACUCAUGUUAUAAUACAUAUUUUCUUUUUAGUUUGUUUAAGGAGAUUUAUAUAGUAGGUAAGGUAAAGGCAGUUCUUUAUGUGUACAAAUACAUAAAGUAUGAGAGGUCAUGGACUUCUUGUUUGCUGAACAUGUAACAUCCAAAGUCUAGACCAUUGAAUUUCCAACUGAAUAUAUUUUGCCGCACAUUUCCCAAAUCGUACAGC
Molecule: messenger RNA, 13473 nt
Organism: Ahaetulla prasina
Lineage: Eukaryota; Metazoa; Chordata; Lepidosauria; Squamata; Colubridae
Gene: CDK6
Product: cyclin dependent kinase 6
Exons: 9
Coding region: 1265-2245 (326 amino acids)
Biological process (GO): cell dedifferentiation; regulation of cell population proliferation; protein phosphorylation
Cellular component (GO): nucleus; cyclin-dependent protein kinase holoenzyme complex; cytoplasm
Molecular function (GO): ATP binding; cyclin-dependent protein serine/threonine kinase activity; cyclin binding
Source: RefSeq, a predicted model, not a curated record